This is a messenger RNA of Pangasianodon hypophthalmus (striped catfish), 1500 nucleotides long. RefSeq names its product Rh blood group, D antigen (gene rhd). Gene Ontology annotation, molecular function: ammonium channel activity. Lineage: Eukaryota; Metazoa; Chordata; Actinopteri; Siluriformes; Pangasiidae. Bases 106 to 1353 code for a protein of 415 amino acids. The transcript is spliced from 10 exons. The record is from RefSeq and is a predicted model, not a curated record. Gene Ontology annotation, biological process: ammonium homeostasis; ammonium transmembrane transport. Gene Ontology annotation, cellular component: plasma membrane.
ACGUUAAAGACACUUGUACAUGAGGUUCCCCGCCCUGCUUAGUACAGCUUGAAGAGGAUCUGAGCAAAGACAUGCAGGCAAUAACAGAGCUGUGAAUGCUCUCUCAUGGCUCCAAAAUACGCUCCCAGUCUUCGAGCCCGGCUUCCACCUGUGGCUCUUCUUCUGCAAAUCGCCUUUAUUGUCAUAUUCACCUUUUUUGUGGAAAUAGGGGACUAUGAGAAGAAAAAGGCAGAAGAAUUCAUUUUUUCAUAUGCAAAGUUCCAGGAUAUCCAUGUGAUGGUGUUUCUGGGUUUUGGCUUCUUGGCGACGUUCCUGACGCGCUAUGGUUUCAGCAGCUCGGGCUUCAGCAUGCUGGUUGCUGCCCUGGCCGUGCAGUGGGCCACCAUCCUAAACGGCUUCCUGCUGUUUCGCAGUUUCAACUGGAAGAUCCGAAUCCAGUUAAAAAGUCUGGUAGACGCUGAGCUGUGUGCAGCUUCGACUCUCGUGGCUAUGGGUGCCAUCUAUGGAAAAACCAACCCGGUCCAACUUCUGGUGUUCGCUCUGAUAGAGGUUACGGGGUUUGUGCUAAACCAGUGGCUCAUACAAACAAUGCUCCAGACACGGACACAUUGGCUGUACAGCAUCGUACUCAUCAACAUCUUCGGAGCUCUCUUUGGUGUGAUGACAUCACGCUUUCUUUUCCAUAGCGAGAUGCAGCUGAAGCACGAGAAAGAGAAGGUCAGCAGGAUGACGGGCGUCUUUGCCAUGUUUGGGACUUUGUUCCUGUGGAUGUUCUGGCCCAGUUUUAACUCAGUGGUGGAGCAGAACACUGAUGUGAUGUGUAGCACGUAUCUGUCUCUGGCUGUCAGCGCCGUCACAGCAACGGCCGUCUCCGUGCUGUCCAGCUCUAAAGGCAAGAUCAACUUGGUGCACAUUCAGAGCUCCAUAUUGGCCGGCGGCAUCACUGUUGGAGCCGUCGUGACCUCGGCUCCUGCUCCCUGGAUCGCCAUGACGAUCGGCUUGUGCGCUACUCUUUUGUCAACUCUAGGACUUCGAUAUUUGAAGGACCAUAUGCUAUUUGCUUUUGAUUGCCACGAUACCGUCGGUGUCCUGAGUGUUCAUGCAGUGCCGGGAAUUCUGGGAUGGUCUGCUCAACUCAUCUUGCGACUGGCGACUUUCAGCAACAGCACAAUUGCUGUCCGGUUUGCGGUGCAUCACAUCUGUAUUUUGCUCAUUACAGUCUGUGUGAGUCUGGUGAUGGGUGUUAUCACAGGACUGCUUUUGAAAUGGAGCUUCUGGAAACCUCCGCAGGAGAAUAAGUACUAUGAUGACCAGGCCUUCUGGGAGUUCCCACAUCUGCUGGUGCACAAGUGAGACCAGUGUCGAUGACCCUAAGGAAACAUUGUAAAAAUAUAAGGACUUGUGUAUGCGUUUUCUGUUUAUGAUUUAUCUUGUGUAUGUGUGUGUGUGUGUGUGUGUGUGUGUGUGUGCACUGAAAUAAACAUUCAACCAUGCUCAGUA